This is a messenger RNA of Galleria mellonella (greater wax moth), 594 nucleotides long. Its product is annotated as U6 snRNA-associated Sm-like protein LSm4. The record is from RefSeq and is a predicted model, not a curated record. The transcript has a single exon. NCBI's taxonomy places the organism in Eukaryota, Metazoa, Arthropoda, Insecta, Lepidoptera, Pyralidae. Gene Ontology annotation, biological process: nuclear-transcribed mRNA catabolic process; P-body assembly; spliceosomal snRNP assembly. The coding region runs from base 122 to 541 and encodes 139 amino acids. Gene Ontology annotation, molecular function: U6 snRNA binding. Gene Ontology annotation, cellular component: spliceosomal tri-snRNP complex; U6 snRNP; P-body.
UUAACCUAAAAAUUGACAUUGACUUUUUUACCUUCCUAACAAAAGUGUUUAUGUUUAUAAGAAAUAUAAAAAAGUCAAUACUACACCGGAAAAAUAAUAGCGUAAAGUAUUAGAAUUAAUUAUGUUGCCUCUAUCGCUUUUACGAACCGCGCAAAACCAUCCUAUGCUGGUGGAAUUAAAGAAUGGGGAAACAUACAACGGACACUUAGUUAGUUGCGAUAAUUGGAUGAACAUCAACCUCAGAGAAGUGAUUUGCACAUCAAGAGACGGCGAUAAGUUCUGGCGAAUGCCGGAAUGUUAUAUACGCGGGAGUACGAUAAAAUAUCUUAGAAUUCCAGAUGAAGUUAUCGACAUGGUCAAAGAGGAAACUCAAGUGAAAGCACGAGGACGCAGCGAGAUUAACAAGGGCCGCGGUGGUCAGAACAUGAGAUCUGGACGUGGUGGCGCUAGAGGCGCUUUCGGUAACCGCGGCAGACCGGCACCAUUGGCGCGCGGUGGCGGGAACGUGGGAAGAAAUCCACAGAAUAAAAAUAAGAAAUAAACAUAGAAAUAAUGUAAUUUAUUUAAAUAAAUUAAGUAUUUUUUAUAAGUCAA